UACUCGAACAGACAACAAACCCGUAGCUGCACUUGCACAAGAAUGGCGUACAAGUACCAAGGUGGCACGAGUAUGGGUAUGGCCUACCCCGACGAGGCCUACCAGUGUCCCGCCGGCAGGCAUGGCGGCAACAUGGCCUUCUCCGACACGAGCAAGUACUCCGGUACCAGGAGCAUCGUGGCGUACUCCAACUCCGAUGAGUGUUAUGAUAGCGCAAGGCACGGCGGUAGGAGGGGAUACGAGGCUGGCGAGCAUGGUGGCAGGAUGGUCUACUCCGACGAGGGCAACCACGCUGCCAAGCGCGGUGGUGGCAUCGUCUACUUCGACGAGUCCUACGACGACGGUAGGCGCGGAGGCAGGAGGGUCUACUCCGAUGAGGCCUACGACGACGGUAGGCGCGGAGGCAGGAGGGUCUACUCCGGUGAGGCCUAUGACGACGGUAGGCACGGAAGCAGGAGGAUCUACUCCGACAAAGCCUAUGACGACGGUAGGCACGGAGGCAAGAGGGUCUACUCCGACAAAGCCUAUGACGACGGUAGGCACGGAGGCAGGAGGGUCUGCUCCGACAGCCGCUACGUGGCUGGCACCGACGGGCAUGCUGGCAUGAUGGUCUACUCCGACGAAGGCUACCAUGCUGGUAGGCACGGUGGUGGAGUUGUCUACUCCGACGAGGGCUACAACGAUGGAAGGCACGGUGGCAGGAUGGUCUACUCCAACGCCGACCACUACGAGAGGAGGCAGGGUGCAGCGCACGGCGACGAGUACGUGUACAGAGCGCAUGACAAAGUUUGCUCCAAGGAGGAGAGGGAGGGGAUGGGCGAUCGCCCAAGGCCGGCGGCAUACACCAACAGUUCUGGCCACACGAGGGUCGCCAAUGGCCAGCAGGAAUACUACAAAAGCGAGGAGGGCGCUAUAGCCGCUGGUGGCGGCACCGUCUACUCCAGCGAGUACGCGAGAGUUGCCGGCGGCCAGCAGGGGUACCACAAGUCAGCACGCAAAAUAGAGGAGGGCAUGUCGGCGAUGACGCUGGGCAGCGCCGGCGGUUCCGCUUCCGGCGAGCGUAGCGAGCGGCAUGAUGCGACCUACUACAGCAAAAUGGAGAAGCAGCACGGGCGCAGGGAGACGCUCGGCCACCUUGGUGCAAUGGCCGCCGCAGCCUUCGCAAUGCAUGAGAAGCACAAGGCAAAGAAGGUGGAUCCGGAGGACGCUGAGGCGCACAUUAUCAAGGAGGCCAUGGCCACGGCAGUUGCCACCAGCAGCGCCGACUGGGCGAUCCAUGAGUUCCGCCGGAAGAAGGAGGCGCAAAGCCAUAAAUCCAGUGUCGUUGAAUGAUUGUGCUGCUAGCUGCAUCAGGUGCACGAGCACACGAGGUGUGUGCAUGCGAUGCGUGCAUGUAUACUAUACGUACGUAGAUUGGGUCCCAAUGUGGUCUAUACGUUGAAUAAUUUCGCGUGCAAGUAUUUUUAUUUCUGUCCCGAGUCGCGACAGCCGUGAUCAGCAUACCCAUUGCGUGUCAUGAGCCUGCGUACGGCAUGUUACCUCGAGGUGUACUUUGGUCCACGUCGGAGCAAGCCAUGUGUGUUAGUAUA
Molecule: messenger RNA, 1589 nt
Organism: Hordeum vulgare subsp. vulgare (domesticated barley)
Lineage: Eukaryota; Viridiplantae; Streptophyta; Magnoliopsida; Poales; Poaceae
Product: oleosin-B3-like
Exons: 2
Coding region: 43-1332 (429 amino acids)
Source: RefSeq, a predicted model, not a curated record